Molecule: messenger RNA, 673 nt
Organism: Schistocerca gregaria
Lineage: Eukaryota; Metazoa; Arthropoda; Insecta; Orthoptera; Acrididae
Exons: 2
Coding region: 24-395 (123 amino acids)
Source: RefSeq, a predicted model, not a curated record
GCUCGGGCGUAAGCACAUGUGUGAUGUCUGUUACGCUGGGGCUGUUUGCUAAUCGUGAAACUCCUGCGGCGGUUACUGGUUGCUGGAAGGCAUUUCAUAUAAACUGCGCCAAGCCUCGCAGUGAGAGGGGAGUCCGGAGUUGGUGUUGGCCUAGACGUUUGUACAAAUUGAAGUGCUUGUGUGAGAAGCACGGCGUGGGCCUGGUGGUUGCUUCGUCCUUCUGGCAGCCACCGCAAGCGGAUGUUCGGCCGGAAUGUCUACAGUUUGUGGUUGCACCAGCUAUCAGUGCUAAUGUGAAGGACUCAUCACAGCCCUCACUUGUGCCUACUAUUCCAAGCAAGUUGGCAAAAGUUGAGGGUGCCAUAGAGAAGUUACAGAAAAUAUCCGAGAGAUGAGGAACCUCCUCUUGAAAAACAGACUUACAUGCCAGGACCAUAUCCAAUCAAUGUUAACAGAAGAGAGUAAAAUUGAUGGAAGCCCCACAACCAACAAUUACUCCAAUGUUAUUCGGAACCUCGUCCAACGCCGUUGAUUUAGACGACUAAUUUAUAGCGGAAGGAAAUUUUGGUUACAGUCAUUUACAGUAAUGUCAUUGCCUGACAAAGAAGUUUUGUUCUAUAUCCAACAUUUAAUAAUGAAAUGUACUAAAUAAAAUUUAUAUAUUUUAUUUCAU